AUGUUACCUUACCGCAAGGUCCAUAAUCUGAAGUGUCUAAAUUAUUUCAUUACAUACUAUUUCUUACCAGAAACCAACGAAACUCGAGGUGGUGCUCUGUCAAGAAAAUAUAUUGAAAUAUUUCUCCGAUAUAUUAGUGACCCUGGUUUUCAAAGUGGUGUUGCAAACGAUUUUGGUAUUGAAAGAACAACAGUUUGUAAGACUGUAGAUUAUGUUGUGCAAAAAAUUAUGGAGAAGGCAGGUCAAUGGAUACUGUUUCCAACAACCGAACGAGAUUUAAACGAAGCAAAGACAAGUUGGAUGGCAAAAUACAGGAUUCCCACCGUAAUUGGCCCACUUGAUUGUACCCAUAUACAAGUUAAAAAAUCUGAUGAGCAGUUUGGCGGUGAGUACAUAAAUGGGAAAAAUGUUGCUUCAUUAAAUGUGCAGAUGACAUGUUAUGCAAUGGAAAUGAUCACAAGUAUAGACAAGCAAUGGCCUGGAAGUGUGCACGAUGGUAGGAUUUGGAGACAAAGUGCUGUUCAACAAAAACUUGCAAGAUUCCAAGAGAAUGCUUGCUUGCUAGGAGACAGCGGAUAUGGUAUAUCUCCAUGGCUUUUAACAACUUAA
Acanthoscelides obtectus is the source of this 609-nucleotide messenger RNA. NCBI's taxonomy places the organism in Eukaryota, Metazoa, Arthropoda, Insecta, Coleoptera, Chrysomelidae. The record is from the annotation of a GenBank genome assembly.